UGUAAAAUGUUCUGAUGUUAUGCUUGUAUAGUUCGGUGUCUUGACUUCACUAACUUGUUAUGGCUUUGAGCAGGGGGUUUCGUGUGCACCUGAAGCAGGAGCCUGGCUGUUUCUACAGUACUUUACUGGAGUCCAGGAACAGGGAGGAGUACUUGCUCUUUCAGGCGGGAGCUGCAGUCUUGUUAACCCCUGACAAAAAAGAUGUAAUCAAAGGACAAUAUGUGAAGGUACACGAUGCGUAUGGCUGCCUUGGAAUACUACAACUGAAAAGCAGUGAUGCCAGGUUAUGCUUCUUGGUUAUAGUGACAGGUUGUACCUCUAUGGGAAAGAUACUGGAUACAGAAAUCUAUAAAAUUACUACUACAGAAUUUUUCCCUCUUCAAGAAGAUGUUAAGGAAGAAGAACGAGUUACAGCACUGAGAAAACUUCUGAAUUCUGGAAUGUUUUAUUUCUCCUGGCCUAACACUGGAUCAGACUUCGACCUCAGUCUUCGUGCCCAGAAGCAACACGAUAAGGACUGUGAAUCGGGAAACUGGUUUUUCUGGAACAGAGCAUUACAUGUACCUUUGAAGCAUUUCCAAGUAAACUGUUCUGACUGGCUGCUGAAGGUGAUUUGUGGAGUAGUUGAGAUCCGAACUGCAUAUGCGACACACCAGAAAGCAAAAGUCUGUCUCAUUUCUCGAAUUAGUUGUGAGCGAGCUGGGGCUAGGUUUCACAUUCGAGGUAUUGAUGACGAUGGGCAUGUGUCCAAUUUUGUUGAAACUGAACAGGUUAUUUAUUUGGAAGAUGCAGUGUCUUCUUUUGUCCAAAUCAGGGGUUCUGUGCCUCUCUUCUGGGAACAACCAGGACUUCAGGUUGGCUCUCAUCACUUGAAGCUUAGCAGAGGCCUAGAAGCUAAUGCCCCUGCCUUUGAUAGGCACAUGUCUUUGCUGAAGGAACACUAUGGAAAACAAGUCAUAGUCAAUCUUUUGGGCAGUAAAGGAGGAGAGGAAGUCCUGAGUAGAGCUUUUGAGAAAUUACUUUGGGCCUCCACACAUGCUGCUGAUUCACCAAUGAUUAACUUUGACUACCAUCAAUUUUUGAAGGGAGGUAAAGUCGAGAAGAUGGAAAAUCUAUUACUUCCGCAACUGAAAAACCACCUGCAUGAUUUUGGUGUCUUUACAAGUGGUGUUAAUGUAAGCCAAAGUUUUCAGAGAGGCACACUUAGAAUUAAUUGCCUUGACUGUCUUAGCCGAACACAGAAUGUGCAGUCGUUCAUUGCACUUGUGGUUCUUCAAAUGCAGCUAGAAAGUCUAGGGUUACUUGAGAAGAAGUCUGCCAUAGAUCGUUUUGUUGAACUGUACAAAACAAUGUGGUCUUCAACUGGGCAUAGUCUGAGUAAAGUUUUUACUGGAAGCCGAGCCUUGGAAGGAAAAGCAAAGGUGGGAAAGCUUAAAGAUGGUGCACGCUCUGUCUCUAGAACCAUCCAGACAAAUUUUUUUGAUGGUGUGAAACAAGAAGCCAUUCAACUGCUGCUCAUUGGUGACUUCUAUAAUGAGCUAUAUGCAGACAAAGCAAAGAUGCUUAUGGAGGGAAGUUCCCUUUUGGCGACUCCAAAUAUUUUGCAGGCUGUAUGUGAACGUCAACAUGCUUAUACAAACAACAAACGAGUUCGAAUUGCUGUUGGAACUUGGAAUGUCAAUGGAGGAAAACAGUUCAGAAGCAAUGCACUCAAUGCCAAUCAGUUAACAUGUUGGUUACUUGAUUCACCUAAACUGGCUUGUCAGCAUGAAUUUGCAGAAGAUGGCAACUGUCCAAUAGAUUUGUUUGCUGUUGGUUUCCAGGAGAUGGUGGAGCUUAAUGCUGGCAAUAUUGUCAAUGCUAGUACCACCAAUAAGAAGAUUUGGGCCGAACAACUUCAAAAAGCUCUCUCCAGGACUUGUAAAUACAUCCUUUUGACAUCAACCCAGCUUGUGGGCGUCUGUCUGUUUGUGUUUAUACGACCUUAUCAUGCACCUUUUAUCAGAGAUGUGGCAGUGGAUACAGUAAAAACCGGAAUGGGUGGCAAAGCAGGAAAUAAGGGGGCUGUUGCAAUUCGCUUCCAGUUCUACAGCAGUAGCGUUUGUUUUGUCUGCAGUCACCUUACAGCUGGUCAUUCCCAAAUCAAAGAAAGAAAUGAAGAUUACAGAGAGAUCAUCCAGAAGCUAAGCUUCCCAAUGGAAAGGAAUAUCUUUUCCCAUGACUAUGUCUUCUGGUGUGGUGACUUUAAUUAUCGUAUAGAUCUUUCCUAUGAGGAGGUCUUUCACUUCCUUAAGAGGCAAGAUUGGAAAUCUUUACUAGUGCAUGACCAGUUACAGCAACAGAAAAGCUGUGGAAAGAUUUUUAAAGACUUUUGCGAGGGCACCAUCAAUUUUAGUCCCACAUACAAAUAUGACAUUGGCUCAGAUGCUUAUGACACAAGUGAGAAAUGCCGAACACCUGCUUGGACGGACAGAGUGCUGUGGUGGAGACGCAAGUGGCCAUUUGAAACAACAGAACCUCGAGGAAAACGUAUCUGGAGUCCGGGUGCUGUGUCACACUAUGGGAGAGCAGAGCUUCAGGUAUCCGAUCACAGGCCUGUGCUGGCUAUCAUAGCGGUGGAGUUGCAGGAGGUGGAUGUUAUGGCACGAGAAGCAAUGUUCCAAGAAAUCUCAUUCUCUCAGGGACCUCUAGAUGCUACAGUAGCGGUUUCUCUUAUUCUGCCAGCUGAUGAAGAAAGGGACAUUUUCCCAAAGGACCUCGCUGCAGAGAUUCUGCAGUGUUUUCAGCAAUGUGGCACUGUUAUAUUUAUAAGAUCCUGCCAAGAAAAGAUGCAGGUGACAUUUCAGGACAGUAAGAUGGCACUUAGUGUCUUAGCUCUAGAUGGAAUGAAGGUUAAAGGAAGAGGAGUAAAAAUAAGGCCAAAGAGCGGUGACUGGUUACGUGGGCUACAGGCAGAAGUAAACAGGAAUCGAGAGAGUUUUCUACUAAUGUCUCCAACUGCAAAUUCUUGUCUCCUGGAGGAAAACUUUGACUGCUCAAGUUUAGAUUAUGAAUCAGAAGGUGACAUCUUGGAUGAUGAUUCUGAAGAAAAUAUCUCGCAUCAUUUUUUAGAGAAAGUCUCAAGUCCUGCAGAUUACCCUGAAUUUUCCGAGCCUUCAUCUGAAACAUAUACCAGAAGGCCACCACAGCCCAUGUUUCACAGUUCCAAUGAUAACGGUUAUGUUAAAGAUAAUUUUGAUGUGAGUUCCUUGAAGCAGGAGAUGACUGCUGUUAAAGAAAUCUGUCCCCAUUCUCCCAACAGAUCACUGUCACUUCCAAACAGGCCAAAGCCGCCUCAAAGACCUCCUCCUCCAACUGCAAGAAACAUGAACAAGUCUGGAUCAGAUACAUCAAUCUUUUCAACUGAUCAUACCUGCCAGCGAGUAGAGACAGUCGUUAAAACUGGAACAGGCCUAUCACAUAAUGGCAAGCAGACUAAUGUUUCCUCACUUGCUAGACUGCCACAAGCAGCGCACACGGAAGAGAAGACAGAAAAUUUAAAAGAAGUCUCAAAGCUUGUUGUAUCACCCGCCAAACCAGUAGUCCCACCUCUACCUAGAAGAGCUGCUUCCCUCACUCGACUCCAGCGUGAUCCCCUGCUGCUGCCCCCACACAUUCGAUCCAGAACUCCUUCUCCUUGCAGAUCGUUGUUACAAUCAAAACGUGGAGCCAAGGUGGAAAAUAUCUCCCUUUAUGAGGAAAGAUAUAGCAAGGAACCUGUGAAGUUUACAAUUGGAGUACCUAGUUCUAAUGAAGAAGAUAGUACUUCAAUAAGUCAUAUGAAAAUGAGCAAAGAUAUUCCCAUUCCCAAGCCAAGAAUAUUACUACCACAAAAUGGGCAGCAGCCAGCAAAAAAUUUGCAGAGCAGCAGAAACCAAACCUUCAAUGUGGAAAAGAUAGAAUGCGGUCCAAAGGCAGUAAACAUACUUGAAGCUCCUGUGGCCCCACCAAGGACGAGAAAAACUCUGCCAAAUUUAGCUCCUAAGCAAGAUCUUCAACAAAGCAACAUCCAAUCCCUAAAUACACUACAGAACAGUUCAGGAGUUGCUACUACUACUGUUACCACCACCAAUGUUACCAGAUGUAGUACUUUUCAUGGUUCAGCUGCGAUACAGAGUUCAAACCCCUUUAAGGUGGAUAAUGCCUCCACAAUCUCUAAUGACUCUAAUAAUCCUUUCAUAGUCACGCAGAGCAAUUCACAGAUCACUAGUGAAUGGACAGCUGAUAUCAUAGCUGGAUCGUUUAGCUCUUCAAAUGGACCAGCUUCCUGUGGUGCCAAGUCUUUUAGCAACUGGGUUACAUUUGAUAGUGACGAUGAAAGCACAAGAACAUCCAAUGCCUACAAUAAGCAAUGUGGACUUGGACAGGAAAGAAACACAUUGUAGGAUCCUAAUUUUCACUGAACAUUUCGCAUGCCAGCAUUGCUAAACAAACAAACCAAAAAAAAAACACUGUUAGGGAAUGUUUUUAUGUUUAGAAUGUUUUAAAAUACCCCCACAAUGUGAUUCUUUUAUUACUUAAGUGUUUUUCAUUUAGUUUUAGAGGAUAGUGUAUGAUUUGCCAGUUUGAAUUUGGAGAAAAAAAGCUGGUGACAUUUUUUUUUUUGUCAGAGGCAUUUAUUUGGCUAAUGAUGUAAGUGUCAGAUGGUGGGGGUGAGGAUUAGAUUGCCAAGAGCCAGUUGUUCUUUCUCCAGGAGGGCAUUUUGGGAUUACACACAGCAAUUCUUGCAUCCCAGUGGAAGCUAAGUAGAAUCACUUCUUUGUCCAGUACAUGUUAUGAAAUGUGCAAAUGCUCAGUGUUGCACAUUCAGUGCCAUAUAUUAUUCGAGGCUCUUGCACUCAGAGUUAAGGAAUGCUGAAAGAACUCCAGCCACAUUACGGUGGACCUGUGUGCCCAAACUCUUACCCCAUGUGCCACAAGUCAGUCUUGGUACAACCACAAGGAUUUCUACCUUAAAGUGGUUUUAUAAGGGGACAAAGUGGGACAACAGGGAACUGGUGGAACUGCUGCUCAGUAAUGGACUAUGAAGAGAGACAGUAACAGUGUAUAAUUUGAGGUCCAGCUGCUUGCCUGAAGUCUGAGAUGUGUAAUGUUUUUAUAACUUACCAGCUUCAGGACCUUACUCUGUAUAAUCUUUCAUUUAGAACAAGACACAUUAAAUUCUCCCUGAUCAGUUACAGCAUUAUUUACUGAUGACAUACGUAGGCAGCAAGGUGAUGGGAUAAAGUGUAUGGAUAAGCAGAACUACAUUUUGACAUUUCACAUACAGCAGUGCUACAGGCAUCUCACAAAGUAAGAUAUGAAGUUUGUAGUAAAAGUAAAGAUUAAAUAAGUCAUUCUCAGUAUAAACAUAUACAUUUUAUCUGUUAAUGUCACUAGGAGGCAGUAGAUAGACACCAUUUGAAUCCUGUAUUGCUAUUAAGCAAAUGAACUGUUCAUCCGUGCACACAGUCCUGGCAUGUCUUUUACAUAUUAUUUACAAAUGGGUAUAUAGAUGUGACAGCUGUUUAGCAUAAGAUAUCACCCCCUUUUGUUUCAGUAGGAAAUAUGAAAAGUGUAUAAAUUCACCAAAAAAAUAAUAGUCUAGUGAAAUAUAUAAAAUCUAUUACUGUAUACCAGAUUUGUACAAAAAAAUGUGUACUUGCACUAUGUUUUUGGUUUAUUGUUUUAAGAUGAAAAGUACUAGACUUAUGGACAUGGAUGAUCAAUACGUAAUAGUAUUAGCCUUUCAGAAAGCUAAGGACCACGUUUCCAUUUGUUCAGAUUGCUCAUUUCCUCUAAAAGAUAUGGUGAUCUGGCUGUUUCUGAAUGAGUACCUCCACUUGCAUGCUUAAUGGGGGCUUAAGCUUAAGUAAAAAAUAUCAAUAGUGUAUUUUUCAAGAGUCUAUAGCAAGUGUAUAGUUUUGCAGAGUUGCAUAUACUUGCUGUACCCUGACAGAGUGGAAGGCAGUAAAGAAAGAUUGAUGUAAAAUAGCUUGUUGACAUUAUGAGAUCACCAUUUCACAGGCCCUUCGGCAGUAAGUGGGCACAACUGAGGUAGAUGGUAGAGGUAAGGCUUACAGGAACCAUGUGUUGAUAACUGGAGUGCAGUUAAGGAAGAGGCUGUUAGGAAUAAUACAAUGAAAAACUACAAAUAAUUAUAAUGGUAGGUGUAGCAGAUUUUGCUGGAUAACACUGCUUUCUUGUAUCUACCCAACACAGAGUCAAACAAAAAUACUGAUGUCAUUGAAAGGAUAAUUUUACUAGCCUGCUGGUGCGGACACCAGAAUACCUAAGGGUUGAAUAUAUAACACAGGUAACUACUUAGGAGCAUACAGAUGAUCACCUGAGGGCUGAAUAUAUAACACAGGUAGUGGUCUCAGGAGCAUGCAGAAGAUUACCUGAGGGCUGAAUAUAUAGCACAGGUAACAGUUUCAGGAGCAUGCAAAGGAGUGCCUGAGGGACAGGUGGUGAUGAGGUUUGCAGUGCAUGUUUGACUGGUGGUCAAGAUUGGAGCAAUAAAUUGCACAUAGGGAAAUAUGACAAGCAACAUGAACAUGCAGGAACAGUUGGCUAGGUUACUGCAUGUUACUUGGAUGAUACUCCGACAAAGAAUGCAGAAGAGUUGGCUGAGUCAAAAUAUUUUUUUGGUUAGUAUUUUGAUGUAUUGAAUCCCUGUGGGUAAUAUAGAUAAUAAGGUACAGGCAACAGAGUACAGCUUAAAAGGAAACAAAACAGAUCUAGCUGUAACUAAAGAAUGAAGCCUAUGUUGAGCAUUUCAGUGGUUGGUUCAUGCGGUGUGCAAUAUUGAUUCAAGUGAUGGUAUUGAGAUCUGUUUGGGAAGUAGUGCUGUGGGACUGACUUUUAAAAUUAGCAUAAUGAAAUUAAUUCAUAAAGAUGCCACUUCUGUUAUAAAGUAUAUUUCUGAUCACUGCACUGAAUAACUCAGUUAUGUUUGUUUCAUUUUGUUGUUUAUGGAUUGUUAUUAACAGAACCAUGCUGCUGUGAAUUUUCUUUAUAUAUUUUUUUUUUUUAAUUUUCUGGCCUCUGUGGAGCAGAGCAUCAGUUGCUUUUGUUGCCUCUCUUCAAUCUCAGAUGCAAGGAGUUGCUCUUGACUCUGCCAGGAUCUAUCCCAAAAUCCUCUCACUACCUGAAGAGAGCAUGAGGUGUCCUAGUGCAGCAACAUGCUCAUGGCUAUAGGGUUUUUUUAUUUAUAUGUCCUACCAUUUACCAACUCCAGUACCUAAUGUGUAGUGAAGUAAGGCUUUUAUGGCCAAGAACAUUAGUCAGUGCAUACACCUGGUAUUUGUAAGCAUGGGAUACAUACCCCCUGUAUCACUAGCAGGGCUUCUAUACUUGCUUAUGGCCCCUCCCUUCCCUUGUAUGAUAGGCAAGCUUGUAAAACACUGCUGCCUUUUCUGUCAUCUCUUACAUUGCAUUAUUUUCCUUUGGUCAGUAUAUUUCAUCAGAGGAGAGGUAAAGAUCAUUGUAUAUCCACAUGCAAUGUACUAAAUAUUGAAAAAAUGACUAUGCAGUGUUGACUAGGCAUUUAUUUUGUCUCUGUCUUUGGGGUACACAGGCAUAAUAUAAACAUCUGCCUUCUGCCAUUGUAGUGACAUUUUUUUUCAAGGUUGCUGAUAUAAAGAUGCCAUAGGGAAAGUAAGCUUGGAUAGGUAGAUGGAGUAAUGAUGCUCUUAGGUAAUUGUUGGUGGUCUACAUUCUUUCAUGAGCUUUGUGAGCCUUAACUUUAGGUUUGCGUUUUCUCAGAAAAUUAGUUUCACUAGUGAACUACUGAUAAAAUAAAAAAUACAGAUUUAUUUAUACAGCUUAUUAACUCCAAUAAACGUUGGAUUUUUGAAGUUUUAGAAAUUUGUUUUUCUAAUUUAGUUUGGGGCUGUAGCACUUUAAGUACUGUAUGAGAAACUGAAAUGUAUGUUUUUCUAGAUGUCUACUGUGAUUAUUUUACAAUAAAAGUCACUGUGAACUGAGGAUCACAGAGAAGGCUGAAAUAAA
Protopterus annectens (West African lungfish) is the source of this 8031-nucleotide messenger RNA. It is a transcript of the gene SYNJ2, whose product is annotated as synaptojanin 2. The coding region runs from base 60 to 4424 and encodes 1454 amino acids. NCBI's taxonomy places the organism in Eukaryota, Metazoa, Chordata, Ceratodontiformes, Protopteridae. The record is from RefSeq and is a predicted model, not a curated record. The transcript is spliced from 28 exons. Gene Ontology annotation, molecular function: phosphatidylinositol-4,5-bisphosphate 5-phosphatase activity; nucleic acid binding. Gene Ontology annotation, cellular component: presynapse; perinuclear region of cytoplasm. Gene Ontology annotation, biological process: brain development; phosphatidylinositol dephosphorylation; synaptic vesicle endocytosis.